Thyridium curvatum is the source of this 1416-nucleotide messenger RNA. RefSeq lists its product as uncharacterized. The record is from RefSeq and is a predicted model, not a curated record. Lineage: Eukaryota; Fungi; Ascomycota; Sordariomycetes; Thyridiales; Thyridiaceae. The transcript has 3 exons. Bases 1 to 1416 code for a protein of 471 amino acids.
AUGUUGUCAGCUCGCGGCUUCUCCGCCGCGAUAGCGAUCUUGCUGGCCCUUGUCGCCCUGCUUGUCGCGAAUCGGUCAGGGGGCCAAGGGGAAGAAAUUUACACUCCGCCAGUGCAGGGCGCAAACAACACCGUUUUGUUCAUCGUCUUGCCGCAUCAUGGGUUCUCAAAUGUCCACUUGGCCACCUCCCAGGCCCUGCUUGAGCGCCAUCCUGGCAUCAAACAGCAUUAUGCGUCCUUUCCCCUCCUCGAGAAGAAGGUCCAGCGCCUAUCCCAACUGGCGAUAGCUAAGCGGCAGGGCGCACAGGCCAUAGACUUUCACGCACUCACGUCUGGCCGGGACUAUAUUGAUAUCCUCGCCGAGAGAUUGAGCGACAACAGCAGCGAGGCCCAUAGCAGCCCUCCCGGGUUGCAGGGCAUCGAUGAACUCUGUGGCAGGAUGGAGCUGUACCUCUCGCCAUGGCCCGCCGAGGAAUACAUGGACUUGUAUCGCGAGAUGACGGCGCUGAUCCACAGGAUUGACCCCGCCGUUGUCGUUCUCGACCACCAGUUCGUGAUUGCCAUGGACGCUGCCCGGCAGAACAACAGGCUGCAUGCAGUCAUCUCUCCCAACGAGCCGCUGGACAUGUUUACAGGUGUUCAGCCUCGCGGCGGCUUCUUUUGGAAAUACCCAGUUGUCGGCUCAGGAAUAUCCUUUCCAGUGCCUUGGUCUCAGGUCCCAACUAACAUGUACCUCGCAUUCCGACUCGUUUCCAAGGCAUUGAAUAUGAAAGGCCUGAAGGAGAAGAGGAAGUAUUUCGAACAACACGGCCUGACCGAUUCGUUUGAUAUCCUCAAGCUGUAUCGGAAAGACACACCCAUCAUCUUUCCGUCGAUGCAAGGAGCCAAUGUGCCUCUAGACUUUAUCCCCCAAAACGUCUCAGAAGUAGGCCCGAUCGUCUUAUCGGUGGCCACAGCUGCAGAGCAAGACAGCCAGCUCUACGCAUGGCUCGAGCAAGCGCCAACAGUUUUGAUCAAUCUCGGGAGCACCGUGGAAUACACCAAGCCCAAGGCAAUCGCCAUGGCCGAUGCUAUCAAGCAGAUUCUGGAUCAGAGCAGCGUGCAGGUAUUGUGGAAGCUCAACAAGGGCGACGGUGGCGGCGUAGCACAUGUCGUUCUCCCUCUGUGGGCAGACUUGUACAAUUUUGCAGCCAUGGUCGAGCCGCUUGGCAUCGGGCGUUGGGCAUGCUCCGAAAUCCCGCUCUCUUGGACUGGGGAGUGCAUCAGUGAUGCUGUGCUUCAAGUUAUUGCCGAUGAUGAUAAGGGCAAAGCAAUCCGGGAGAAGGCGCGACUUUUGGGGGUCGAUGCCCGGAAGAUGCCAGGCCGGUAUGGUGCAGCAAGCAUCGUCGCGAAACUGGCAGGUUCAGGCAAGGCAUAG